Messenger RNA from Lepidothrix coronata (blue-crowned manakin), 6744 nucleotides. RefSeq names its product chromosome unknown C20orf196 homolog (gene SHLD1). Gene Ontology annotation, biological process: regulation of double-strand break repair via nonhomologous end joining. The record is from RefSeq and is a predicted model, not a curated record. The transcript has 6 exons. NCBI's taxonomy places the organism in Eukaryota, Metazoa, Chordata, Aves, Passeriformes, Pipridae. Bases 289 to 972 code for a protein of 227 amino acids.
GGCGGACCCGCCGCCUGCGCAGACGCUCCCGCGGGUCCGGGAGGUGCCGCAUCUGCCGCUGCCGCCCGGGGCCGUGUCCGCGCCCGGGAAAAGGGGAGAGAAAGGACACCGGGAGGAAGAGAACCCCCUCACCUGCAUCCGCCCAAACCAGCUGAGCGGGGCAGUGGGAAGAUGGGAUUGACAAACCAUGAAGGAAUAAUGAGGGAAUCCUGAAGCAGUAACAGUGUUUGCUCCUGGACUCUGCCCAAGGGGACUGUUUGCAUAUCAGUGCUCUUAACCAGUGGGACCAUGGAAGGAACAGAGAUGUCACCAAGUGUUAACUCAGAGGAGAGCAGUGUGUUGGACCUUCCAUCUGUUUGUGACCUGGCAGAGCUCUUUGUGCCUCCAUGCAGCACUGAAAACACUGAGGAACUUUAUCGUUCUGUGGAUGCUUUUCCCUCUCUGCCCACAGGAGAGAGCAAUCUAUCAUCUGCAGUUCCUGCAGGCUUUUCUGCUGAAGGCUCUGAGAAAGCAAACGUGAGAUGUUAUCCAAAAGCAGGGCUGUGUGAGCCCACAGAACCUGAUGGUGCUGCGCUCUCAUGGAUGUACGAACAUGACAGUGCUGAAGACCCCAGCAUCAGGAAAUCUCUUGAUGACUUCUACAAGAUGUAUUGCAAAAAACAACCAGGGAGAAUGGAUCCAACUUACGAGGCUGCAUCACGGUGUCUGUCACGGAAGAUUUCGGAGCUGGCAAACCGGGAUGGAACGAAAUAUGCAUCACGUUGCCUGCAAAUGGCACAGUUGGUCUUGAACAGAGACGGGUGCAAGAUCUUUCCAAACCACCCCCCUUCUGCCUGUUUUUCAAAGCCAGCUGAAGGAGAAGUCUUGUUGGAAGACAGAAAGAGAACACCUGGGCUCUCAGAUGACAUCCUCCAAUUCCUCUUGAAACAAACACAGGCAGAACGUAGCCCUGAUGUGUCACACGAGAAGUGAGCAAGACAGUGGUUUGUUUCUGUCAUUGGAGCUUUGCUUUCACUCUAAAAAGAGGUGACUUCCUUAGAAAGACACUCUUCUCCUGGCAUCACCUUCAACACCAGACACUCCAUGGAGGGGUUCACCUGGAGCAGACCUUGCCACCUUGUUCUCUGCAGGGCAGCACUGCACAAGGAGCACUUGUGGUCCCCAUGUAACUGCUUGGGACGUGUCACUAAUUGGGAUGGGUGAUGCAGUGUUUGUUGCUGGGACAUCAAACAUGAUAAUUUAAAUCCGCCAGGCUUUUAAACUGACCUACAUUUCUACCCCAGCUGAAUUGUGGCCCUGCCUAAAUUCAGCCUCUGUGUAGGCAUGGAUGUCCAAGUGCUGUUGAUUAGAACAGACUGUUUGAAUGAACUUGGCAUGGUAUGCCCCAGACCUAGAGAGAGAAGCUUAAUAUUUUAUUCUGUUCCUGGCUGAUACUGUAACAUGUAUGCCUCCACUGGGAUGCCUGUUAGCUGUAUGUGUUUACCUGCAGACAUAUGAUCCCACAGAUCAUGACUGCAAAUGCAGGGAAUGUUUUUCCGUUUGUGAUCCUCCUGAGGAAAGAGGCUCUGAUGGACUUAAACUGGACAGUGUUCUAGAAGGGGAACUCACCCUACCUCCCCAACUUGCUGGCCUCCCCAGCACUGAUGGUUCCCAUCUCCACCGCCAAAGCCAGCUGCUGUCACCUCUGUUCAUCCCCUUGUGUGCUCUGGUAGUGUAUGGACCCUGCUUUUGCAAAGACAUUUUGUAGCUUACAUUGCAGAACAAAUCCAAGGGGUUUUUUCCUUCUGCUUGUUCGAGGCUCACUGCAAAGGACCAGCUCUGAGCCUAGCUUAGGGCACCACCUGAAAACCUACAACACCUUUCAGGGCUGUGAGUGGACAAGACCCCUCAAGAUCUUCAAGUGAAAUGUGUAAGUGAAGUAGAAGAUGGGGAAUAACAUCAGUCCCAUAGGGUAUGACUAGCAAGGCCAAAAUUGAUCUGUCAAGUAGGAGGAGCACAGGACAUGGCGAGGACUUGACAGCCAUUUCCCAGGGAUUUCCCUGAUGCACAGCCCAGAUCCAAAUCCCACUCAAGGUCUGUUAGAGAUGUGUACUCUUUGGAUUGGGUAUUUUCCACCUGAGCUGGACCAGCAUCCUUCAGUGUCUCAGAGAGGUGACUCAUACUGCUGCAGGCACAAAGCCCUCUACCCAUGCACACCAGACACCUGAGUUGCCUUGGGGCUCAUCUUAAGGCUAGGUCUGGCAGGCUGUGAGUGCUGCCUCUGUUCCCAGAAUACAUAAAUGCCUGAUCCAAACUCUUUUUGUCAUCCUUGAUGACUCCUGCUAUUAAAUCAUUCCCCACUUUCCUCAGCUGAGAGCUUCUCCAGAAUGUUUGGUAUCAAUGGCUUCUCUGAUGCUUACUCAAACAGAAUUUUUAUUUUCCCCUCCCACACAGCUGCCGGUGGGAGGUACUGAUUCAUGCCAACGACCUUCCCAGUCCUGGAGUCCAAAGGCAGCCAGGGAGAGAGCUGAGCUCCUGCAACAGGCAGGGGCUGAAGCAGGUCCUCAGCAGGUGUCAGUGAAGUGAGUGGAGACAGGGCCAUUUACACCAGUGGAGGAUUUUCCCCCAGGAGUUUGAGGUGUUUUGGUAUGCCUGGAUAUUUCGGGACGUAUGGUUGUUAAAUUCGGUGUACAACAGGCAGUAUACAUCCUGUAUGAAUGUGUCUAUUGAGCAUUGGUGAUUCUGUGUGGGGCAUAUGUUUUCCCACAAUACAGAAGUUCAUUUUAAAAAUACCCUACUCUGUAGGCUUUCCCUAAUGACUGUUUUCCCACACACAUCUAUUAGGCAACAACAUAUGUCAGCAUUUCUUCCUUAAAAGUAAAAUCUGGCACAUACAUAACACACAGAGCAUGAAAUAAUAAGAUGUGAUAAAACAGUAGCUGGAGCUAACCAAAGCCAGAAAACUCAUGGCUGGAAGGUCAAGCCUUUGCAAUGGCCUAUUUGUUUGCAGGUGCUGUGAAUUGAGAGGGAAAGUCUUGCAAUGAAAGAACAUCUGUCAUGGAAAAUUUUACCCUCAGUUCAAGCUGAACAAACUUUUACUCGCCCUGGAAAGUAGGUUCUUGUAAUGGGAAAUGUCAGUCAGCCUUAGGGCAGGUGACACUAUCCAGCAUUGUCUGCAUUUCUGGGUAAGAUACAGUACCUGAGCCAGAAAUGCUGCUAAACGAGUGCUAAAAUCAGCACCUCCCAGCCUGAGAAGCAGGGUUAUUCUGUGAUUACAGAUACUAAGGUGGGGAUGCUGUGCCCUGCAACAUAUUUUCAGUGUGCCUUUCACUAAUUGGUUGGUUCUAAGUUCCCAGCAGCUUGUUUUGGGUAUUUGGGAGCUUCAGAGAAAGAGUGAGAGGGCAGGACAUACAAACUUACAUCUUUGUCUAACAGCAACUCCUCUCAGAAGGCUGCAACUAGAGGUUGAAAUAAUAAUAGAGGUUUUGUGUCUGUGGGCCAGGCCACUUGUUUAACAAGCAGCUCAGCAUGUGUUCUGUGAGGCCAGCUUGUGUUUGCAUCCUUAAUCUCCUCAUUUCUCCCUGGGUUUGGCUGGUCCCUAAGAGAGCAUCACUGCUCUGGGCAUGGGCUGGGGGCCGAGAGAGUGAGGACACAGCCAAAGGCGGCCAUAGGAUAACUGCUUAUGUGUUCUUUUAAAACACUUCUUUCCUCCGUGGGAUAGCUGGCUGUAUGGAGGAGUUGCUUUGUUUUGUAUUUAGGGGUGGCUUAUUUUUGUGAUCUGUGUUCUCACUCAGGAGAAAGGAAAGGUUGAUCUUAGGCUUGAGAUGUUGGUGCUGUAAAGCAGAAAGAGGCGCCCACAAGUCGAGUUCCACAUGUAGUGAUGAGAAACGUGUGUAUGUGUAGACAAGUCCCAUGUCUGGGUUUCUGUCUCUGGGAAUGUUAAUGCUGCUUGUCUGGUGUUCAAGAAUAGACUUAAGGCACGUGAAUCACUGAGAAAAAAAAUCUUCUGGGAUGAGGAGAUACAUACUGCUGUUUUCUAGGCUGGAGGAAUCUUACCAAAGGCAGCAGUGAAUGCAGUGGUGUGCUGGACAAGGAUCUGUGCCACUUCCUCCUGUUCCCACUUCCACAGGUUGCUAGUGCUUGAUGAGAGGAGAUGUGUCAGCCCCCAGCCUGCCAAAAGGGGAAAGAAAUGAAGCUGACAAAGUCCAGACUUUAGCAUUUGAGUGCAGCAGGCACUCUUGACACCCCUGAUCGUCCUUAGAGCUACUCAGCCUGGGUGGGUCAGUCAGCCUUGGGUGCUCCUAAUCUUGAAAGGAGGUAUCUUCUUAACUUUGUUCCCAGUGUGAUUUUGCCACACUUGGCCCAUUUGAGCCUGAAUUUUCCCCCUGAGGCAGCCACCCAACUUCGAUCUGCCUGGAGGAGGACAAGGCACGUGGAAACUCUUUUUUUGCCAAAGCCAGGACAUGACACUUUGCAAGCUCAGUAUGCCUCACAUGAGAGUUGGCAAAACCACCCACUGUGGCUUCCUCUUUCUCAUAUCCAGGGUAGUAGAGUGUCUUUCAUGGUCUCUUGUUCUGCUCUUCAUGUUUGCAUCACCUUUCCACCCUGAGGGUUACUAGACAAAUUUACACUGACAGAGUAUCUUCCAGGUAUUUUCAUUUCCUAAGGCUGCCUUUAAGCUUAAGCCUCUUAAACCUUUUUUAUAAGCACACAGCAUUUCACACAAAGAGCCUAAAAGUCUUAAAAUCAGGGUAUGCGAAAGAAAAAUAUUAUAUUCUACGGGGAAGAGAUGGUAGCAAAAUCUCCUCUUGCAUUUUGUAGGUUUUGCUCUCUCUUUCAUAGAGCCUUUUUGGAGCUGGAUUUCUGUUCUUAGUGCCAGUGGGGAUUAAAAAGGAGGUUAUGGAAAAUUUCUUUGGCAAUUCCUUUUGCUGUGUGAGUAUGGCUGUCAUGAAAUAGAUCUCUCAGCACUGUGUUUUCAGUCUGGAAUUAUGUGCAAGGGCAUAAUUGGAUUUUUUUUUCAGUACAUAUAUCGUUCAGUAAUAAAACCUUUACUUUGAAAUAAUUACAGUCUGUUGCAGAAAUCUAUAUAUUUUUAUUCUACGAAAUAGAAAUUUGCCUCUGAAAUUUCCAUGAUGCUAUCAACAACAGAACAAUAUUGUUCUUACAAAACAGAACCGUUGCUGAGAGUCAAAGUGCUAUAAAUAUUUAAAGAAAUUAAUUACUAAGUAAGCCAGACUAGCGCCCCAGUCUUUAAAUAUUAAAUGGAACAUAUAUAGUUGACAAAAGGCAGACAGAAACACUGAAUGGGGCAAUUUAAUUGCCUAAAUGAAAUUAUUUGUGGUGCAAAGGCAACUGUUAAAGUCAUUUUUGCUUAAUGAGAAGCAGUACUCAAAAUACGAGGGCUGAAGUCGGCUUUUUUUUGCUUGCUGAAAGAAAUUUCUAUCCUGUUUUACAUUCUACUGCACAAGCCUUGAACUUCACCAUGAGGUUACCAGUGUGAUUAAUUGCAUACUUUAAAAAAAAAAAAUGCAGGGGCGGUUGGGCAGGGGUUGUUCUGUGGAGGAGUUUUUUGGGGGGAGCACCUCCGUGUGCAGCUCAUCUGGGCCCAGGCUGGAGGGUGAGAGGCUCCAGUGCUCUCAGGAUGCUCUCUGGCCAUCAACUGCCUGGGAACUCCAGUCCUGCAGUGAUGCCAAGCAUCCAAAAGCCAGGCCAGAGAGACAUGUUGGCAGCUUUUGGGGACUGUGCGUUGUCCAGGACUUGUCUCUGGUGAGGAGGGUGUUGGGGUGCCCUUACUUCCCCUCUUGUAGAGGAGGAGGCACCUGGGGCUGUGGAGGUGGCUUCUGUUGUCAGCAAGGCAAUUUCAUUAUAGGUGAGACUUGGAGAAGAUUAAGUCAUAGCCAAAUUUAUAAAGCCAUGAGUAAUCAUGUAAGGGCUUCUUAGGCCCCUGCUGCAUUUUAGCUUGGUGGUUGGUUCAUCUGGAGUGGUAGGUUUUGAUUAGGACUCCAGCAGAUCAUCUUCUGGCAGCAGAUCAGGUUAGAAGUGGCAGCACUGGCAAAAUGAAGAGUCUCGUGACUAAAAAUCCCAGCAGGAAAUAUGCAUGUUGUUUCACAUCAAUGCCAUCUUUCCUGUGGUAAUUCCCAGUAUAAUUGCAAGAGCUAAGUUGCAUUUACUGCCUGGAGCAAGCAAGGUCAGAGAGCUGCUAUCAGGGAAGGACCUUGGAAGUGGCACUGCUUUUUGGUGGCAAUCAUGAUGACAGUGCAGUAUGGAAAAAUUGUCCUUUGUUCCCUAUGCCCCGAAGGCUGCUUUUCGUUUAUGUACUUAUUUUUGUAUUGCAGCAUAAUCUAGUUUUCUGCCAUCUGAGCUAACAAACACUGAGGGAGGAAUGGCUGGGGGGGUGGAAAUAGGUGUGUGUGAGCAGCAUAUGUGAAGAUGUUCAUGUGGAAAACCUGGGAUGUUGGGGAAAUGGUUGUGUUUAUACUUAGUCUACCCUCUUUUGCCUUUGUUUUGGGUUUGGCUUCCUUUUGUGUUUGGUGUUUGGGUUUGUAUGUUUUGGUGUUUUUUUUUUCUGGUGAUACAUUUACAGGUUCUGUAGCCUGUGAGUGUAUCCAGAGGCCCUGAAGAUUUAUAUUAGCUAGCACAGGGCUUUCUCCAGAAGACCACAGCAGUCUGUGUGUGUAUUUUUCAUAUCCCUUAACAGUUAUGACAGUUCUUGUAGGCAGAUUUUAAACCUCUUUUUAGUCUGUCCAUAUAAUAUUUAACCUUAUU